This is a messenger RNA of Rhinocladiella mackenziei CBS 650.93, 7752 nucleotides long. RefSeq lists its product as uncharacterized. The record is from RefSeq and is a predicted model, not a curated record. Gene Ontology annotation, molecular function: phosphopantetheine binding; 3-oxoacyl-[acyl-carrier-protein] synthase activity; fatty acid synthase activity. Gene Ontology annotation, biological process: secondary metabolite biosynthetic process; fatty acid biosynthetic process. The transcript is spliced from 7 exons. The coding region runs from base 1 to 7752 and encodes 2583 amino acids. Lineage: Eukaryota; Fungi; Ascomycota; Eurotiomycetes; Chaetothyriales; Herpotrichiellaceae.
AUGUCACCAAUCAGCAGCGGCACCAAUGGCGUCCAUGGAGACGGCGGACAAGGCAAGGCUGGCAGCCCGACCCCGACGGCUGCCACCCCUAUUGCGAUCGUUGGUAUGGCAUGUCGUUUCCCUGGGAACGUGACCUCACCAUCUCAACUUUGGGAGCUGUGCGCAUCUGGCAAGGAUGGCUGGCAGCCUGUUCCAGAGUCACGCUUCGAUGUCAAGUCAUUGUAUCACAAAAACAGCUCCAGAGCCGGCAGAAGCCAUGUCGAAGGCGGCUAUUUCAUGGGCGAGGAUAUCGCAUUGUUCGAUGCUGCCUUCUUUAAUCUGGCUGCGGAUGUUGCCAGCGGACUUGAUCCCCAGGCUAGACUGCUGCUUGAGUCUGUCUACGAGGCUACUGAAGACGCCGGUAUCCCCAUCGAAACUCUUGCUGGCUCCAAUACUUCUGUGUACGCGGGUACCUUCAACAAAGAUUACCACGAGAUCCAGACCAAAGAUGCGGAGGUUCUUCCCCAUGCCUUUCUUGCAGGCACUGGCACUGCCAUGAUUGCUAACCGUAUAUCUCACUUUUUUGACCUGCAAGGCCCGAGCAUGUCUAUAGAUACCGGCUGCAGUGCCGGUAUGGUUGCGGUCCACCAAGGGUGUCAAAGCAUCCGCUCGGGAGAGAGCGACAUCUCGGUUGUCGGCGCCGCCAGCACCCUCCUCACCCAGGAUGCCUUUAUCUCGGCAUCUACCAUCGGUGCCAUCGGCGCAGAAGGAAAAUGCUUUGCAUGGGACGAGCGUGCCCACGGCUACGGUCGUGGCGAGGGGGUCGCAGCACUCAUCCUCCAGCCUCUCGACGCUGCACUCAAGGUCGGUAACCGAGUCCACGCAGUCAUCAGAGAUACUGGGCUCAACCAGGACGGAAAGACCACUACGAUUACCUCGCCUUCUGCAGACGCCCAAGUUAAGCUGAUUCGGGAAUGCUACGCUCGUGCAGGGUUUGAUCUCGCCGACACCGGCUACGUGGAAGCUCACAUGACCGGCACGGCAGCGGGUGACCCUGUCGAGGCCGAAGCACUGGCCAGGACGUUUGGCAAGUCCCGCGAAGCACACGAUCCUGUUUUUGUCGGGUCCGUGAAGACGAAUCUUGGACAUACCGAGCCCGUCAGUGGCCUUGCCGCUCUCAUCAAAACGACAUUCGCUCUCAAGAACGGACUUAUCCCGCCAAAUCUCAAUUAUGAAAAGACAAAUCCGGAGAUCGAUGUACAGGCUUGCCACUUGAAGGUGCCGACAACGCCAGUGCCGUGGCCCCAGGGCAAGUUGCUGCGUGCUUCGGUCAACAAUUUUGGAUACGGAGGAACUAACGGCCACACGAUCCUGGAAGCCGCUGAACUCCACAUCAACGGAGCUCCCAGCAAUGGAAUCCGCAAUGAAUUUCACAAUAGCAAUGGACAUGCCAAUGGCGGUCGAUCGCAUGUUUUCAUCCUGAGCGCCAAAGACUCAGUCGCCUGUCAAACCAUGAUGGGUCGCUUCGCUGACCAUGUGGCAACGACGAUGCCUUCCACCAGUGACCUUGCCUAUACUCUAGCUCACCGGCGAUCAAUGCAUCCUUGGGUCGCGGCUGUCCGCGCUCGAACUAUCGACGAACUGGUGGAGCGUCUACGAGAUCCAAUACUCCGACCUUCGAGCACUUCCAAGCGGCCACGUCUUGCAUUCGUCUUCAACGGCCAAGGUGCGCAAUGGCAUGCGAUGGGACGAGAACUCAUCCACGCUUAUCCGGCUUUUGGUUGUAGCAUCCGAGAGGCCGAUAGUAUCCUUAAGGAGUUUGGUGCAUCUUGGUCGCUCGAAGACGAACUCAUGCGCGAUGGAGCUACAACACGCGUGGCCGAAAUUCAUCUUAGCCAGCCUAUUAGCGUCGCUGUUCAGCUCUGCCUUACCAACUUGUUGGCAUCUUGGGAUGUUUUCCCAACAGCCGUGACCAGCCACUCCAGUGGCGAGAUUGCCGCUGCGUAUGCCACCAGGGUACUGUCAUUCAAAGAAGCGCUUGGUGUUGCGUACUACCGCGGCGAACUUGCUCUGAAGCAUCAAAAGCUGCAUUCUUUGGCUGGAGGGAUGCUUGCCGCAGCUAUAGGACCAGAAAGUGCUGAGAAAUACAUCAACGAUACUUCUGGCGGACGUGUUGUCGUGGCCUGCGUCAAUAGCCCUAGCAGUGUCACGCUUUCAGGGGACUUGGUCGCCCUCGAUGAGAUAGCUUCCCGCCUGGAAAAGGAUGGCGUCUUCGCCAGGAAGCUCAAGGUCCCCAUGGCCUACCACUCCCACCACAUGUCACAUAUCUCGCAGGAGUACAUCGACCGACUUUCAGCCAUCCUUCCUGUGCCUAAGAAGGCUUGGGGCGAUGCUGCAAUAUUCAUGUCGCCUGUCACGGGAGACAAAAUCUCAUCGCCAAUGACCUUAGCUCCCGAGCAUUGGGCCCGCAACAUGACGCACCCGGUCCUUUUCGGUCAGGCGUUCGACAACAUGUGUUUCCGGGAUGGCGGCCUCAAUGUUGAUAUGGUCGUGGAAAUUGGUGCACACAGCACUCUGGCAGGCCCGAUACGACAAAUUCUCAAGGCACGGAACGUCGAGCUGCCCUAUGUAUCAUGUCUCAAGCGGCCCGUCGACGCUGUUGAAACCAUGCAGGAUCUUGCCUGUGCCCUGAUCGGUCGAGGCUACCCGGUCAAUAUCAGGGUAGUAAACUCACCCUUUGAAAUGGAAGGUCAACCGGUCGAAAACGCAUUUGUCACCGACCUUCCCACAUAUCCUUGGAAUCAUACGAAACGCUUCUGGGUUGAGCCUAGGAUCAGCAGAGACCAAAGAUACAAGAAAUUUCCACCCCACGAGCUGCUUGGUACGCCGGUAAACGGAGGCAAUGCUCUCAUACCAACUUGGCGUAACUUUAUUCGCCUGUCUGAAGUCGAAUGGUUGAAAGAUCAUCAGAUCGAUGGCUCGGUAGUGUUUCCCGGCGCUGGUUACAUUGCUUCAGCAAUCGAGGCCGUUCGUCUCCUCACGGAUCCUUCGGAAGCGACGAUUCAAGAAUACAAACUACGGGAUAUUGAUAUCAUGAACGCAAUGGUGAUUCCGGAUUCCGUUUUUGGACUGGAAACCCAGCUUAGCCUCCAACGCUGCAGCGAUAAGCAACUCGAUCAUGCGGGCUGGUACGAGUUCAAACUUUGCUCUUUGACGCCUGGUGGCUCAUGUAUAGAGCACUGUAAAGGAUUCGUCGCCGCCGACACAAACGACGUGUCUAAAGUGAGGACUGCUGAACUAUCUCGUAGAGUGGAAGCGCCUCGGGUCGAGACAUACCUUCAGCAAGGCGUUGGAAGCGAAAAAGAUACUGCUGUGACCACAGUCGAUAUCGAGGCUCUUUUUGGAGGCCUCCGCGAAAGAGGAAUCUACCAUGGACCAGCGUUUCAGAAUCUGAUCGACAGCCACGCAGCUGGACACCGGGCAAUCACCAACUUCGCUGUAGCACCAGUCGCAUGCACGGAACAUGACUAUGUUCUGCACCCAACUACACUCGACUCUGUAUUGCAAGCUUCCUUCAGUAGCCUGCCCAAACAAAUGGACAAGGACACUAUGGUUCUGCCCAGGUCGAUACGCAGCUUGACCGUGCCAAGAUCCUUCAAGAGACGGGGCGGAGACAAGUUACGUGCCUUCUCAGAGUUGGUGAAGGUCGACAAGCGUGGCUACACAUCGGACAUUUCCAUCGCUGUGGCCAUGCCGGACCCUCAGGACAGCGACUCAACAUUUUCCAACUUCUUGCAAAUGCACGGCUUUUUCGGUCAAGUGGUGCCUCGACGCACCGAUGAUACCGACCAGGAGGCUGGAAUCUGCUCGAAAAGCUGCUGGGAGCUGGAUAUUCUCCACAACGUGCCUGCGGACUUGCGGUCUUCCCUGGCCAUUCCUUUGGCGGAACAUGAAGUCGAAACUGAGAGGAAGCUCGUUCGAGCAUCGUACCACUUCAUCCGCGACGCUAUGUCUGAGCUGGAAGGCCAGAAUUCUGAAGCAUGGGAAUGGCAUCACAAGCGCAUGUAUGACUGGAUGAAGACUGUCGUUCAACAAGGCCACGACGGAAAGCUCGGACCGGGAUGCCAGUCGUGGUCAAGAACCAGCAAGGGUCUCCAGAACAUGCUUGCAGACGAGCUGAAUGCCCAGAACGCCGCCGGCAGGCUUACAGUGCGAGUCGGGCGUAACCUUGCGGCCAUUAUCCGUGGCGAAGUCACGCCGCUUGAAUUGAUGAUGGAAGGAAAUCUGCUCAAUCAAUUCUACAUGGAUCACGAAGCCCUCAAGACUCGUUCCUACAAACAUCUCUCCACCAUUGCGGAGCUCUAUGCCGUCAAAAAUCCAGGCGCCAAUGUGCUCGAGAUCGGUGCUGGUACCGGCGGUGCAACAACAACAGUACUGGAGGGUUUUGGCACCAGGGGAGAUGGUACUGGAUCCAUACUUGGACAUUACACUUUCACGGACAUCUCUCCAGGCUUCUUCGAAGCGGCUAGGUCAAAGUUCGCGGCCUGGUCGUCCUUGAUGGACUUCAAGAAGCUGGACAUUGAGGUUGACCCGCUUGAGCAAGGCUUUACUAGUGGCGCUUACGACUUGAUCGUGGCGGCGUCGUGUCUUCAUGCCACUAAAAACCUCAACACGACUAUGUCGCACGUCCGGAAACUCCUCAAAGCAGGUGGCACAUUGUUGCUAAUCGAAGCCACGGCGGACCGCCUGGAAGGACAAUUGAUCUUUGGCACUCUGCCCGGAUGGUGGCUUGGAGAGGAACCCGAAAGGCAAAUGAGCCCGAACGCACCUCUCGACAUGUGGAAGCGGGUUCUGCUUGAAACGGGCUUCACUGGUGUGGACUUUGACGUACCCGACUACGAAGAGCCAGAUUUCCAGUCUGCGCGUGUCAUGCUAUCAAGGGCAUCGACCACCGUGCAGUGUCCUUUCUCCAUUGUGCUGCCACCAAGCCAGCAACCCUCUGGAGAACGGGAAGCAUGGUUGCGUGAUGUGUCGAAUGCCAUGAAGUCGCUUACUGGCAAAUCUCCGUCGAUUGUAUCACUUGAGAACGUGAAAGCUUGGCAGGACACGGUCUGCAUUUUCACGGCCGAGAUGGAAGGCCCUUUCGUAGAUGGCAUGGACGAGACCACCUUCGAUCAGCUCAAGGCGCUUUUCAAUCAUAGCUCCGGCCUACUGUGGCUUAGCUGCGGUGGCCUAAUUGACGCGACGGAGCCUUCCUUUGGCGCUACCGACGGCCUUAUACGAACAAUGAGACAGGAAGAUGCAGGGAAAAAAUGGAUCCGACUAGAUUUCGAGAAUGAUACGAAACCAUGGUCAAGCGAUAAGAUUGGGCAUGUUGUUCAUGUGUUGCAGCAAAGUUUCGAUGCCACUCUUGACCCUGCCGACGUGGAGUGGGAGUAUGCCGUCAAAGACUCGAUUCUUCAGGUGCCUAGGACAUACCCGGACAAGACUCAAGAUGCUCUCGCGAGAAGCAUCUCGAUGGACCCGCCCCCGGAGUUGCAACCAUUCCAUCAGCCGGGACGACCUCUGAUAUGGGAGACGCCCAAGUCAGGCGCCACCGGAAUCAACCCAUAUUUCGUCGACAACACAGAGAUCGCCUCUACUGAUGUCCCUAGCGGCAUGGUUGAGGUGGUAGCCAAGGCAUUUGGUCUCAACUUCCGCGAGGUGAUGGUCGCUUUGGGAGAACUCGAUGAGCCCCUUAAAGGACAUGAGUGCGCCGGGAUCAUAACAGCCCUGGGCCCAGACACCGAAGCAAGCGGGCUAAAGAUUGGUGACCGUGUGUGUGCUUUGGUUAGAGGUCGCCUUGCUAGCAGAGGCAGAACAUGGUGGACGUCAGUGGCGAAGCUGCCCGACGACAUAGAUCUCUCGUGGGAGCACGCGGCUUCGUUUCCGGCGGCAUACGUCACGGCCUACGGAAGUCUUAUGCAGAUUGCAAGGCUACAAAGGGGCGAAAGUGUCCUCGUUCAUGCGGCAUCCGGAGGGACUGGCCAAGCGGCUGUGAUCCUGGCCCAGUCCGUCGGCGCCGAAGUGUAUGCGACUUGCAGCACAAAGGCAAAACGAGACCUCCUCGUCCAGACAUACGGCAUUGGCCCUGACCACAUAUUCUCCAGCAGAGACGCCAGCUUCGCUCCAGCCAUCAUGGCAGCCACGAACGGGAAGGGUGUCGACGUAGUGCUCAACUCGUUGUCAGGACCGUUGUUAAAAGCGACGUGGGAUUGUGUGGCCCGCUUCGGCCGCCUCGUCGAUAUUACCAAGGUCGACAUCGAAGCGAACCGUGACCUGCAGACUGCACCUUUCGAUCGCUGCGCGGUUUACACCGGCUUCGACUUACUGCAGCUCACAGAAUACCGUGGCCGUCAGACGCAUGAAGCCCUGGUGGAGUGUGUCCGUAUCGUUCGUGAACGCCACGGCGCUCCAGUCCACCCCAUCACUUCGUUUUCAAUCACCGAUAUGGCCACGGCAAUGCGUCAAAUGCAGGGUGGCGCACAUAUGGGAAAGCUUGUGCUUGUGCCAAAUCCUGGCGAUAAGGUCAAUGUUAUCAAACGCCCACCGCCUGUUGCUCUGGACAAAGCUGACGCUACAUACCUGAUAUCCGGUGGUCUGGGUGGUAUUGGUCGCGCUGUCGCAGAGUGGAUCAUCCGCAAGAGAGCCAAGAAUGUUGUGCUUGUUUCUCGCAGAGCCAGUUCCCGCCCUGACGCGGCCAAAUUUCGCGAGGAAGCAGAAGCUGCCGGAUGCAGGCUUUUGAUACGCGACUGCGAUGUCUCGGAUGAGAAUGGCCUCCUCGAACUUGUGCGGCAAGUUGCUGAUGCCGGGUUACCUCCGAUCACGGGAGCAAUCAAUGGUGCCAUGGUGCUGGACGACACAGUCAUGGAGCGCAUGACAUUCCAGCAAUGGUCCAACGGCGUACGACCCAAGAUCAACAGCAGCCAUAACCUACACAAACAUCUUCCUAACAUGUCCUUCUACAUCAUGCUGUCAUCUGUCGCCGGCGUAGCGGGCCACAUGUCCCAGGCCAACUACGCUGCCGGAAAUACGUUCCAGGAUGCUCUCGCUCGCCAUCGCACGGCAAAUGGCAAGCCAGCCGUCACUAUCGACCUUGGCGCUGUACGAUCCGUCGGCUACGUAGCACAAAGAGAAGCGAGCGGUGAUGAACGCCUCCGUGCACGUGUUGAAAAUGUCGGCUUUGGCUCCGUCGACAUCGAAGCCGUCCUCGGAAUCAUCGAAGCCGGAAUCAGAGACCCGCUGCGAGGUUCCCUCGCGGACAGCCAGAUCAUCGUCGGGCCCAACUUCCACGCCUUCGCCUCCGAAUCCGCUAUGCGGCACGACCGUCGCUUUGGCACGCUGAGGAUUGCGAGCCAGCGCGGCCUCAACACUGCUGCAAUGCAGGAUACCAAGUCCACCACGGCUGCGUUCGUCCAGGCUUUCGCUUCUGCGUCUAGCAUUGACGCGGCCUCUAAACUGCUCGUGGUCGCUCUCGCCGCUAAGCUAUCGGACAUAUUCAACAUUCCGGCGUCCGAUAUCGAUCCCGAGCUGCCACUAUCACGGUACGGUGUUGACUCUCUCGUAGGGGUGGAGCUGCGCAACUGGAUUAGCAGUACCGUCAAAGCCAAGGUCUCAGUGUUUGAGAUACUUCAGACGGCGUCGCUCAACGAAUUUGGCCUCCUGGUGGCGGACAAAAGCGAGUACAUAACUCCGAAGGGUGAGGCAGACCAGGCGGAGUCACAGAAGAGCUGA